Molecule: messenger RNA, 1825 nt
Organism: Triplophysa dalaica
Lineage: Eukaryota; Metazoa; Chordata; Actinopteri; Cypriniformes; Nemacheilidae
Gene: zar1l
Product: zygote arrest 1-like
Exons: 4
Coding region: 606-1547 (313 amino acids)
Biological process (GO): translation
Cellular component (GO): cytoplasm
Molecular function (GO): mRNA base-pairing post-transcriptional repressor activity
Source: RefSeq, a predicted model, not a curated record
AUCAUUUGACAUAAGUACAUAAAACAGGAGAAAUUACAAAAAAACAAUCACUAAAACGAUUAAUGAAUCACUUCUGCAACAUCGCACCGUGAUUUAAUAUUUCCAAUGAAUGACACACCAUCGGUUUAAAUGCGGACAACAGAGACCUCUUGUGGCCAAAUCACACAACUGCAACGCAAAUGUUCAGUUAUUGUAUUAUUUGGCCUAAAAAAAUCAGUUAUACAAGUCAACACGGAUUUCUUUCAAAAAUAUACACUCUUCAAAGUUUAAUAUUUCUUUAAAAAUAUGUCAGAAAUAUGUGGUUGUGUCAUCACAACACGAUGAUGAUUGAUAUAGGCUAAUGUUAAUUUAAUGUAGCCCUCUUUAGAGAGAAAAUCUAAAGAAACCAGCGCAGAAAUUCAGAUGAGAGAAAAAUAUACAACUAGUUAAAACGCUUGUUUUGAACCUCAAAAUUAGUGGUACGUCACAUCGACUUGUUGGGAGAUCGCAGAAGGAUGGGGUGGGGCAACACCGGAGCCACGCCCACACCUGAUCAUUCACUAAUUAUCUCGUGCCCAGAACGUUGAUAAAUAUUCACCUGCAGCUCUAUCAGUGAUCUUACAACAAUGGAGGAGUUUUUCAUUCCACCUUACAACUGUGGGUAUCCUGGCUACUUUCCAUUCUACCCCAGCAAUCCAAAAUUUAAGCAACAAAACUGGAACAGAAAGGGGAACAAUGUUUACGUGGCGGCAGAUGCUCCGGAUUAUUUAGACGUUUAUAAACGUGCGCAGUUAAAAGCGAUAUUAUCUCAGGUGAACCCAAACCUGACCCCGCGCCUCCGCAAGGCCAACACCAGAGAGUUCGGUGUCCAGGUAAACCCCAAGGUAGAUGUCACCGUGCAGUGCUCUCUCGGGCCCAAAACUCUGUUUUAUCGCGGGGAUAAAUGGGGGUCCCCGCGGAAGCCCGCUGUCAGCCCUUUCAAAGACACGCUGCCCAGCACUCCCGUCAACUCCGUGCGCUUUUCACGACCCGUCGCCAUCUACUCUCCCGUCUUCGACCGGAGGAUCUUCUCCUUAUCCACGACCGCUUGUGAAGAUAAGGACGACGGCGGGGAGGAUGAAUGUGAAGACGAGAAUAUGAGCCGGAAGGCGGACGGCGAAACUGACGACGAGAAGUGCAAACGAGAUGAAAUCAUUCACUAUGAAGCGCGACAGGAGAAGGCAGUUGUUCCGCGAAAUAAGCGCUCAAACUUUCAGUUUCUGGAGCAGAAGUACGGAUUUUAUCACUGCAGCAAGUGCAAUAUUCGGUGGGAAAGUGCUUUCGUGUGGUGCAUCUCGGGAACCUCCAAGGUGUAUUUCAAGCAACACUGCAGAAAGUGCCAGGCCGGGCUGAACCCAUACAGGGUGGAAUCCAUUCAGUGCCAGGUUUGUUGCAAGACGCGCUGCAUCUGUGACAAGAAGCAGAGGCACAUUGACAUGCGUCGUCCUCACCGCCAGGAUCUGUGUGGCCGCUGUAAGGGCAAAGGCCUUUCCUGUGACACGAUCUACAGCUUCAAGUACAUAGUCUGAUUGUGCAGCGCUAUCUGAUGGAUUUUAUAAUCUGUAUAUGUGGCCCAUGGAUGAAUUUGGUGGGAUGUAUUGUUUUUGUAUUCUAAUAUAUGUAUGAAUUUAAUAAAACUUUAAAGUAUUGCAGCAUUGGACAAGUGUCUGUGUAAAUUUUAGGCUUUAUGGACUUAUGGGUUAUAAACGAUGACGGAAAUGCCUGGUGGUAGUUUUGUCACGAAUGACCGCGAAUCCAGCAGCUGAACAAUGUAAAGCACAAGUUUACUUGACAAAAGCUUUAAAUA